This is a messenger RNA of Lates calcarifer (barramundi perch), 2322 nucleotides long. RefSeq names its product high mobility group AT-hook 2 (gene hmga2). Gene Ontology annotation, biological process: regulation of DNA-templated transcription. The transcript is spliced from 3 exons. Lineage: Eukaryota; Metazoa; Chordata; Actinopteri; Centropomidae. Bases 695 to 961 code for a protein of 88 amino acids. Gene Ontology annotation, cellular component: nucleus; chromatin. The record is from RefSeq and is a predicted model, not a curated record. Gene Ontology annotation, molecular function: transcription coregulator activity; DNA binding.
AACAACUGUAGAGUAAGAAGAUUUUUUUAACAGCCACCUACUGCUUGAAUCUAUUCUUGAUCCCAUGUUUAGGUGAUUUGUCUUUCCAAAAUUAAACAAGAAUUUCAUAUUGCACAGGGAUACAUUUUUAACAGUGUCCGGUGGCAGCGGAUUCCACUAAAAGGCGUGAAAAUGGGAAUUUAAUUCAUAAAUGCCGCCUGCCGUGUCUGGCCUGCAGCCAGGAUUCCGCCUUCUUUCUGUUUUUUUCUGGCUCCCAUCCAGCCCCCCCUACUCGUAGGAGAGGUUCUUUCUUUCUUUUUUCUUCUUUUUAAAAAACCCGUCCUCACUGAGUGGAGCCUGGUUUGGGAGUGUGGAUGCGGUUAUUAUGCCCACACUUCGCAGACGAUCGGGACUGAACUGUCCUGCAUCGCUGCUGCGCGGUCCAGCCUGGUGCUGCGGUGUGUUGUAGCCGAGUUUCAGUCGGAGCUGCUCGGCGUCUCACAGUCCGAUGUCCCCGGUGUCCUGUUCUCUGCUCACUGAGCCAAACCCUCCAUCUGCUCCCUGGUUGUCUUCCCCGUGGAAAACUUACCAGGGGACAGUAGACCCGUAACAGUGCCAUUGGAACCGUCAUCGGCCUCCUCCAUUUCUUUUUUCUUUCUUAUUUGAAGUCUUUUCUGUUAGCCGGGAGAACGGUGGAGCGGCGGCACCGGGAACCAUGAGUGGACGGGGGGACGAGGCCGGGAAGAGCUCUAGUUCUCAGGAGUCCGCGGGGGCCGCGGAGCCCCAGAAGAGGAGGCCGGGGAGACCGAGGAAGCCCCAGAAAGAGCUAAGUGGAGAGUCUGUCCCUAAGCGACCAAGGGGCCGCCCCAAAGGAAGUAAGAACAAGGGCCCCUCCAAGGCAGCGCAGAAGAAAACUGAGGCAGCUGGGGUGAAAAGACCCAGGGGGCGACCCAGGAAAUGGGUGAGUCAGUGGUUCUCUUAAUGUCUGAGCCUGUGUCUGCUGCUGCCAUGCUGCACACUGGAACACACAUUGUACACAAGAAAUAACACAAGAGGGGAUUAAGUAGUUGUGGCUGUUGUGGGUGAAUUCUUGUGGAAUGAGGUAAAUGUGCAUGGGAAAGCCUGUACAAGUAAAGCAACAUUUUUAUUACUAUUACAUUUGUUUAUACAUUAUUGUCUCUGUGUGUACUGUAUUUCUUGGUGUUAAUGCUUACUGAAAUGGACUGUUUCACUUUCUGUACAUUUUGUACUAAUUUAUUGUCAUUAACUUUUAUUUUCUGGUCUGAACCACAUUCAGAGUUUCCUCUCUGGAUAUUGCUGAUGUGUGUGUGUCCAGGAAGAUCUGCAAAAUGUUUGUGCUAUCAGUCAAAGAAAAUGCUUAUCCUUCAUGCUAACCGCAGGAAUACUUAAAUAAUUCCACUGACAGCUUGAAGGCAUCACUGUUGAUCAGCUCCAAAUGCAGGGGUACGCAGCUGUCAUUUAGAAGUGUCACCAGGAAGAGCGAGGAGAGAUGCUGGGAACACAAGCUUCCUCCUGCAUAGACCAUGUCUGCAUUUUUAUGUGUUGAGGGAGGGGGUGGAGGUGUGUGGGGGGUAAGCCUACAAGAGGAGAGGUGACAGUCAUGUGUGUUCUGUAUUCAUUUCCUGGGAAGAAUGGUGUGUUCAAAGAAUUGAUGGUGCAUAACGGUGUAUUCUCCACUGUCAACACUCUGCUGGUUUCAUAGUUUCCAUUCAGCAGCUUUAAAAUCUACAAUAAGUUAAUGAAUUGCUUGGGUCAUUGCCAUGGUCAUCUUCAUGGUCUUUUUCAACAACAAGGCUGCAGCUACUAGGAUGACAGUUCAGGCUUUAUAGCAAGUCUAAUGCCUUUGGAGUAACUCACAGUUUGUCAUAGUAGCAUGCACUGGGAAUGUCUGAGAGCUGGAAGACCAGGCAAACUAGGUAAACCAUACUACCAAACCAAAUAUUCAUUUCUUCAUGCUUUACAUCCUGUGCAUACAGCAAACUAUUCAAUAUAAAGCAGUAUAGCCUUACCAAGAAAAUAAAUAAUAAUAAAAAAAAAUUCCUCCUGACAUAGUUCCCCAAAUGUUGCCUUUGGGUUUGGCUCUUCGUGGUCAUGCUAAUUUUCUACUCCCCACCUCCGUUGCAGACAACAUUGCUUUCAAAAUGCUCAUGAUUUUUACACAAAUUACUUCAAACUCUUAUCUCUGAGUCUGACCAAAAGUAAACACAGAGAGCAGCCCCUUGAAAUAGCUAUUACAGCUCAAUUGGUGAUAACAUAGUAAUGUAACAAGAGUUGAAAAAUACAGUAUAAGUGGGGCCGAUAGAGUUACAUUAGCCACAUUUA